AUGGAUUUGGCAUCAGGAUCCGGUUCACACGACCCUGGAGAACCUCCAGGUCCAUCGCAGCUUGGUGGUGCAGUUGAGUCACCUACCGGAAGAUCAAGGUUACAAGCCACGGCAACACAAUCACUCAGCAGAUACGAGUCGCAGAAGCGCCGUGACUGGAACACGUUCUUGCAGUAUUUAAAGAACCACAAACCACCGUUGACGCUAGCGAGGUGCAGCGGCGCCCACGUGAUCGAGUUCCUCAAGUACCUCGACCAGUUCGGGAAGACGAAGGUUCAUGUGACUGGAUGUCCUUACUUUGGCUACCCAAACCCACCGGCGCCGUGUGCUUGUCCACUGAAACAAGCUUGGGGGAGCCUCGACGCGCUCAUCGGCCGGCUCAGGGCGGCGUACGAGGAGAACGGCGGCCAACCGGAGUCAAACCCGUUUGGUGCUAGAGCUGUGAGGAUAUAUUUGAGGGAGGUGAAAGAUAGUCAAGCCAAGGCUAGAGGUAUUCCAUAUGAGAAGAAGAAGAGAAAAAGAGCUGGUGGCAGUACGCCGAGCACCACCGCAAAGGCAGCAAAUACGUCGGUGGAUGAUGGUGCAGGUGGUGGGGAUGGUGGCAUUAUUUCUAGUAGUGAUUCUGCUCCUGUCACUUCUACAUUAUAG
Lactuca saligna is the source of this 648-nucleotide messenger RNA. The record is from the annotation of a GenBank genome assembly. NCBI's taxonomy places the organism in Eukaryota, Viridiplantae, Streptophyta, Magnoliopsida, Asterales, Asteraceae.